AGGAGGUGGCCGCGCGAGCGAGGGCGGGGACGGCCCGGCGUCCCGUGUGGAGGUGCGAGCCGCUGUGAGCCGCCGGAGCGCGGAGGGCAGUGCGGGGCCGCCUGCCCGCCGGGAUUUGAAGACUGUAUCAUCCUGCCAUCAAUACCAGCAGUUUUUCUGUUCUGUGAUCAAUGUGGCUCACAGGGACUUCUUAAGUAGUAAACGACAUGAGCCAGGGGCGUGGAAAGUAUGACUUUUAUAUUGGUCUGGGAUUGGCUAUGAGCUCCAGCAUUUUCAUUGGAGGGAGUUUCAUUCUGAAAAAAAAAGGCCUCUUGCGACUUGCCAGAAAAGGCUCCAUGAGAGCAGGUCAAGGUGGCCACGCAUAUCUUAAAGAAUGGUUGUGGUGGGCUGGACUGCUGUCAAUGGGAGCUGGCGAGGUGGCCAACUUCGCUGCGUACGCGUUUGCACCAGCCACGUUAGUGACCCCGUUGGGAGCUCUCAGCGUCCUAGUAAGUGCUAUUCUCUCUUCAUACUUUCUAAAUGAAAGACUUAAUCUUCAUGGGAAAAUUGGAUGUCUGCUAAGUAUUUUAGGAUCCACAGUUAUGGUCAUUCAUGCUCCAAAAGAAGAGGAGAUAGAGACCUUAGAUGAAAUGUCUCACAAGCUAGGUGAUCCAGGUUUUGUGGUCUUCGCAACACUUGUGGUCAUUGUGUCCUUGAUACUAAUCUUUGUGGUGGGACCUCGCCACGGACAGACAAACAUCCUUGUGUACAUAACAAUCUGCUCUGUAAUAGGAGCAUUUUCUGUCUCCUGUGUGAAAGGCCUGGGCAUUGCCAUCAAAGAGCUGUUUGCGGGAAAGCCUGUGCUGCAGGGUCCCUUGGCCUGGAUUCUUCUGCUGAGCCUGACAGUCUGUGUGAGCACACAGAUUAAUUACUUAAACAGGGCCCUGGAUAUAUUCAACACCUCAAUUGUGACUCCAAUAUAUUACGUAUUCUUUACCACAUCGGUUUUAACAUGUUCAGCUAUUCUCUUUAAGGAGUGGCAAGAUAUGCCUGUCGAUGAUGUCAUUGGUACUCUGAGUGGCUUCUCUACAAUCAUUGUGGGAAUAUUCUUGUUGCAUGCCUUUAAAGAUGUCAGCUUUAGCUUAGCAAGUCUGCCUGUGUCUUUUCGAAAAGACGAUAAAGCAGCGAAUGGUAAUCUCUCUAAUAUGUAUGAGAUUCUUAAUAGCGAAGAAACCUUAGCCUGUGGAAUUGAACAACACACUGGUGAAAAUGUUUCCCGAAGGAAUGGAAAUCUGACAGCUUUUUAGGAGAUAUAAUUAAAAGGCUAAUCUAUAAUUCUGUUUUAAAAUGAAUUUGAAUGUCAGAAUGUGUCUGAAAAAGAAUUGUCCUCAAAUAAUGUUCUCUAAAGACAAUCUUUUUUAAGGUUUCACUGAGUUGGACCAAGAAAUUACUUUUCUCACAUCUAAAUGAUGGUAGCUCACUACAGUGACCUUAGUACCUGGCCGAUUUCUGUUUCUAUGAACACUGUAUUACUGUAGAGGCAUUUUGAAGUUUGAUUCCUUCACCAAAAACUAAGUGCACUAACGACAAUUUUAAGUCUAUAAAAAUGCUUUAUUUUUCAUUGGUGAUAAAAGCGUCAAGUAUGCAUUUGUUACCUCCAGUCUGUCAAGUCCUGACCAUUUUAGGCAUUUUGGUAUAAAAAAUAACAAAGUCAUCCCAAUCCAUUACCUCAUGGUUUACCUUACCUACGAACACGACUCCUGUUUGAUGAAUUCUUUUAAUUUUGAACUGUUAGUUUAAGUUACUAGACAAGGGAACAUUCUAGACCACAAAAAGGUAGGAAAUCGCCUCCCAAAAAACGCUUUCAGGCUGUGACUUAGUUACCGUACAUAUGAUUUCCCGUAUACAUCUGACGGACUUCUUAGACGACAGCUUUGUUGAGCCCACUGUAUCUUGCAUCUUUUGGGGCUGGGCUCUUGGAGUCAGCCAGCUUUAUUUUUCAGUUACUGGAAUCUUGAGAUGUCUGAAAGUUUAUCAUUUUACUUCAGCUCUUACUCUUUUCCGUGUGUUUUCACAAUAUGUCAUUUAUGCCUUUUAACAACUCUGGGAAAUGAAGUCAGAAGACUAGGAUUAUAUCUUAAAUUUAGUUUAUAAUAAAAGACAAAACAAA
Loxodonta africana (African savanna elephant) is the source of this 2149-nucleotide messenger RNA. It is a transcript of the gene NIPA2, whose product is annotated as NIPA magnesium transporter 2. Gene Ontology annotation, molecular function: magnesium ion transmembrane transporter activity. The record is from RefSeq and is a predicted model, not a curated record. Gene Ontology annotation, cellular component: membrane. NCBI's taxonomy places the organism in Eukaryota, Metazoa, Chordata, Mammalia, Proboscidea, Elephantidae. The transcript is spliced from 6 exons. Bases 207 to 1286 code for a protein of 359 amino acids. Gene Ontology annotation, biological process: magnesium ion transport.